Molecule: messenger RNA, 665 nt
Organism: Nomascus leucogenys (northern white-cheeked gibbon)
Lineage: Eukaryota; Metazoa; Chordata; Mammalia; Primates; Hylobatidae
Gene: ZBED10
Product: ZBED6 C-terminal like
Cellular component (GO): nucleus
Source: RefSeq, a predicted model, not a curated record
UCUCUGAGCCAUGUGCUGCCCCAGCUACGCUACCUGCACAUCUUCCUGGAGCAGGUUCACGCACACUUUAAGGAGCAGAGUGUCAGGGAGGGGGGCGCAGCCAUCCGGCUGACUGAGGGGUUGGCCCUGCAGCUCUACACUGACUGUCAGCUCAACAAGCUCUUCUACCGCGAGGAGUUUGUUCUGGCCACCUUGCUGGACCCUUGCUUCAAGGGGAAGAUUGAGGCCAUCCUGUCGUGGGGGCCAAUUGACCACUGGAAGCAAGUCCUCGUGUACAAGGUGAAGGAGAUUAGGGUGUCUGAAUACUCUUUGACUGCCCCAAGCCCCCUGCAAAGCCCCAGGGGUCUGUGCGUGGACUCCACCAGGGUAGCCAAGAGCUCCGGGGUGGAGGGGAGGAGCCAGGGGGAGCCUCUGCAGAGCAGCGGCCGCUCUGGGGCCUUCCUGCUGGCCCAGAGGGAGAAGGGCUUGCUGGAGAGCGUGGGGCUGCUGGCCUCCAAGAGCUACUGGGCCAGCGUCAUUGUCAAGAAGUAUCUGUGGGAGAAUGAGACCGCUGGAGCCCAGGAUGACGCCCUGGCUUACUGGGAGAAGAAGCGAGAAGCCUGGCCACCACCUAUCUGUCUUACCCCUGACAGGAGCCUUCUCUGAAGGCAUCUUUGCCUCCCUGA